AUGAGUUCCACCGCCUGCCAAACCUGCGUUACUCAGCUAGGCAUUUUGUCGAACAGGUUGUGUGCAGGAGCUAGAAACGCGCGCGUGCAGCUGAGGGGGUGUUACAUGCGGUACGAGACGGACGGGGAGGUUGAAGAGGAAGUGAAGAAUUGGGAGUUGGUGCAUAAGGAGUGUGGAGAAAUUAAGGGCUAUGCUUAUGAUGAAGGGACCGGCGCGAGAAAUGGGGCGCUGUGGGCGGUGGAGGAGGGGAUUGUGAGGAGUGGAAAUGGGUUUUGGGAGGCGCGGAAUGAGGGAGUGAGGGCGGUGGCGCAGUGUGAGAGGGCGCUGUUUGGGUGCGAUUGCGCGGAGUGUGUCGGCCGUGCUGCGGAGGUUGCGCAGGACGACUGCGGCGGUGCGCUGUCUGCUGAUGUUUAUUUGAAUGGAUGCUAUCUCAGCUAUGCUACCUAUGCCUACCCCUCAGGUUACAAGAACAAUGGUUCAAGUGGGAGGGUAGCAGCUCUUGUGUUGGGUGGCUUUGCAUCCAUUGGAUUAGCCCUUAUUCUCCUCAUGUUUUUCAAGUCUUGUGGAAAAAAAGAUGAUUAUUAA
This is a messenger RNA of Cucurbita moschata (crookneck pumpkin), 585 nucleotides long. Its product is annotated as cysteine-rich repeat secretory protein 11-like. Gene Ontology annotation, cellular component: plasmodesma. The coding region runs from base 1 to 585 and encodes 194 amino acids. Lineage: Eukaryota; Viridiplantae; Streptophyta; Magnoliopsida; Cucurbitales; Cucurbitaceae. The transcript is spliced from 2 exons. The record is from RefSeq and is a predicted model, not a curated record. Gene Ontology annotation, biological process: plasmodesmata-mediated intercellular transport; transport of virus in multicellular host.